AUGACCGCAUACAUCGAAUACGGGCUGAGUCGACUGUUCGCCAGCGCAAAAGGGCGCGACGCACGCCUCUUCACCAAAGGCCCUGGAUUUUCCAAACUUCCCAAGCCCACCAUCGAACUUGCAUCUGACACAGCGUCUGGAUCGCAAUUGCACGUGGACCAGUCGGCAGAAGGGGCCGGUCAGUUUCCAUCGCUCAGCUGGCCCGCUGCAUCCCCCGACACCAAAGAGUUCCUGAUUGUUAGCGAGGAUCCCGAUGCGCCUUUGCCAAGUCCGAUCAUUCAUGGUAUCUACUAUGGUAUCCCAGCCACCACUACCGCUGUCACGAAUGCGGACUUCGAGGCUGCGGGCGAGUAUGCGUUGAAAGGCGGGUUCCGAUAUGGCAAGAAUCGGCGUGGGAAUAUCUACGUCCCGCCUCGACCCUUGCUUGGGCAUGGCGAGCACAGGUAUUUCUUCACUUUGGUCGCGCUCAGUGCGCCUAUUGAUUGGAGAAAAUUGAGUGAUCUGCCAACAAUACAAGAGAUUGCGCAGGCCAUUGAGGGUAAUGUGGUUGGGUGGGGGGAAUGGGUGGGUGUGUUUGAGCGCAAGUGGGAUUGA
Messenger RNA from Penicillium cosmopolitanum, 594 nucleotides. Its product is annotated as YbhB/YbcL family Raf kinase inhibitor-like protein. NCBI's taxonomy places the organism in Eukaryota, Fungi, Ascomycota, Eurotiomycetes, Eurotiales, Aspergillaceae. Bases 1 to 594 code for a protein of 197 amino acids. The transcript has 2 exons. The record is from RefSeq and is a predicted model, not a curated record.